Scheffersomyces amazonensis is the source of this 2054-nucleotide messenger RNA. It is a transcript of the gene PSD1, whose product is annotated as phosphatidylserine decarboxylase 1. Gene Ontology annotation, biological process: phosphatidylethanolamine biosynthetic process. Gene Ontology annotation, molecular function: phosphatidylserine decarboxylase activity. Lineage: Eukaryota; Fungi; Ascomycota; Pichiomycetes; Serinales; Debaryomycetaceae. Bases 160 to 1974 code for a protein of 604 amino acids. The record is from RefSeq and is a predicted model, not a curated record. Gene Ontology annotation, cellular component: mitochondrion. The transcript has a single exon.
CGGCUCAUUUCCAUUUCCCAUUUCCCUGGCCAAAAUUAACUCGCACACGAUAUCUUAGUACAAAAUUUCUCGUUAACACCACUAAGGUAUCGUAUAGGAGAAAGCAUAACAUUGAGUCGUGUGAAUUGAUAUACCAUAGUAAAUUAUAAACAACUAAGUAUGGUAAUAAGACCGGUGUUUCCUUCGUCUUAUCCGACGUUAGGAUUAAAACAAUUCACUCGAGAAGGGUAUGUAUUUGGACCUCAAAAGAUGAAUAUCAAUCAUCCAUUAUCAAGAGCUUCAACAGUAGCUGAAUUAGCAUUACAACAAGCAGAACAAAAGAAACUUCGUAGACAACAAAGACGGAACUUAUCGACUUAUUAUUAUCAAUUCCCAAAGAUUCCAAGACCAAAGAGAAAUGUAUUAUAUUAUUCAACUUGGUCAACUGGUGGAUCUAAAUUCCCAUCUAAACAAUUAAUGAAAUUACCUAAAUUAACUAUUUCAAGACGUCUGAUAUCUAAUGCCAAUCAACAAUUAAAGAAUCAAACUAAAAAGUUUCAUAAUCGAUUCUUUUCUGUAGAAGCAAGACAAAAGAGACAACAACAUAGAAGAUUUAUUAGAUGGUGGACUGUAACUUCUUUAACAAUUGUUUUAGGAGGUGUAGCAGCUAAAAUUAGUUAUGAAAGGUGGGAAGAUCAAAAUGAUGAAUUUGUUAAUCAAUAUCGAAUUAAACCUCAAUCUUGGCAUUUAUAUGCUUAUUCAACUUUACCAUUAAAAGCAAUUUCAAGAUUAUGGGGUCAAGUAAAUUCAAUUAAUUUACCAUUAUGGUUAAGAAGUCCAUCAUAUCGUCUUUAUUCAACUAUAUUUGGAGUUGAUUUAACUGAAAUGGAAGAACCAGAUCUUACAACUUAUAGUAAUCUUUCUGAAUUUUUUUAUAGAAAUUUAAAAGAUGGUGUUAGACCUUUAGCAAAUUCUGAUUUAGUUAGUCCGUCUGAUGGUAAAGUACUUAAAUUUGGUUUAAUUGAAAAUGGAGAAAUUGAACAAGUUAAAGGUAUGACAUAUUCUGUUGAUGCACUUUUAGGUAUUUCAACUCCUCGUUUAGCAGCUCCAACUCAUUCAUUAGAUUUUGAACAUGAUUAUGAUGAUUUAACAAUUAUGAAAAGAGAUGAAGAAUUUGCUAAAAUAAAUGGAAUUUCUUAUUCUGUUGAUGAUUUAGUUGGAGGUAAUACUGAAGAAACUUUUCAUUUAAAUAAUUUAGAUUAUAAAGAUGAUGAAGAUGGUACAGCUAGUGGAUCUAGAGCAUCAUUUUCAAAAGAAUUAACUGUAGCUAAAAGUUUAACUCAAAGUCCUAUUGAAACUUUAACUACAAGUAAUCAUAAACAAUUAUUUUUUACUGUUAUAUAUCUUGCCCCAGGAGAUUAUCAUCAUUUUCAUUCUCCAGUUAAUUGGGUUACAACAUUAAGACGUCAUUUUAUUGGAGAAUUGUUUUCAGUUGCUCCAUUUUUUCAAAAGACUUUACAAGGUUUAUUUGUAUUAAAUGAAAGAGUUGCACUUUUAGGUUAUUGGAAACAUGGAUUUUUUUCAAUGAUUCCUGUUGGUGCAACUAAUGUUGGUAGUAUUGUAGUUAAUUUUGAUAAGAAUUUAAAAACCAAUGAUAUUUAUGAACAUGAAGUUUAUCUGAGUUCUAAUUCUGUUAUUAAUGAAAAUACUCCAUUAUUAAAACAUAAUUCAUCAGAAGUUUCAAGUAUUUCAUUUGGAGCUGCUGAUGCAGAAAAGAAAAAGAAGAGAUUAAAAAAGAAUACUGUAUAUGAAGCCACCUAUACUAAAGCUAGUCGUCUUCUUGGAGGUUAUCCAUUAACUAAAGGUCAAGAAAUGGGAGGAUUCAAAUUAGGUUCAACUGUUGUACUUAUUUUUGAAGCCCCAGAUAACUUCAAGUUUGAUUUAGAACUUGGACAAAAAGUUAAAAUGGGUCAACAAUUAGGUCAUUUUGAAUAAUUAUAAUUAUAAGUACCUUUACAUUUACCUUUACCUUUACCUUUAUCUAUCUAUACCCCUAUAAUAUAUUCAUAUUAAUU